UUUGUAUAAAGAAGACAGUCUGUCGACAAGUAAAGUAGUCUCAACUCUCAAGUACCAUAUGACAACUGACUUAUAAUAUAUAACAAUUACUAUUCAGUUUUAAAAAAUCUAGUUUUUCAGAUCACGUUAACAGUUUUGAGUUCAGUAGACUUGAUUGCUUUUGUAAUUUUUAAGAUUUCUUUUUAUUUAUUGUAAACGAUUUUACAAAUAUAUAUAUGUAUAUGUUAAUUGAAAGAUAAACAAUUCAAACAAUCCUAUAUUUUUGACUUCAAAAGGGAUACUAAAAGGGAAAAGUAUCUUAGCAAUGGCGGGUAAUUUUUGGCAAAGUUCACAUCAUCAGCAAUGGAUGUUAGACAAGCAAGACCUUAUUCGCGAUCGCCAACAUGAUCUAUCAAAAUUAACAGACGAAGAAUACCAAAAAAUAUUUAAUUUUUUCGCAAGUAUUAUCCAAGUUUUAGGGGAACAACUCAAACUUCGCCAGCAAGUGAUAGCCACAGCCACUGUUUACUUUAAAAGAUUUUACGCAAGAAAUUCUCUGAAGUGUAUAGAUCCCUUGCUAUUAGCCCCUACAUGUGUGUUUCUAGCAUCUAAAGUUGAGGAAUUUGGUGUUAUUUCUAACUCACGAUUAAUAACGACAUGCCAAACUGUUAUUAAAAAUAAAUUCAGUUAUGCAUAUGGACAGCAAGAGUUUCCUUAUAGAACUAAUCAUAUUCUAGAAUGUGAAUUUUAUUUGUUAGAGAACUUGGAUUGUUGUUUGAUUGUCUACCAACCAUACCGACCAUUGUUGCUGUUUGUACAAGAUAUAGGUCAAGAUGAUCAACUAUCAACAUAUGCUUGGAGAGUUGUUAAUGACUCCCUUCGCACCGAUGUUAGUUUGCUAUAUCCACCAUACCAGAUUGCCAUUGGAGCUUUACAUAUUGCUUGUGUUAUGCUCGGUAAAGAAAACUUAAAACCUUGGUUUGCGGAACUUAAUGUAGACAUGGACAAGAUACAAGAAAUUGUAAGAGCCAUAAUUAAUUUAUAUGAGAUGUGGAAAAACUAUGAUGAGAAAAAGGAAAUUCAAGCACUCCUUGGAAAAAUGCCAAAACCAUCUCCUGCUCCACAGAGAUAAUGCUUAACAAUUAAGAUUAGAAUCAAUAUAUGUAUUAGUAAGAAAAAUAUAAAUGAGAUUAUACCUAAAAGCUUGGUCACUAAAUCUUAUUAAAGUAUAUUUUCAAUUUAUUGGUAUAAGUAUAAUUGUGUUAUCUUAGAAAAAAAAUUUAAAUAUCAGAUAAUCAGCAUAACAUACACAUAAAACCCACAUUUCAUUAAUAAAUAUUACUGAUUUUUUGUAAAUAAAAGGCUACCAAGUAAAGCCGCUAACCACAGACAAGAAAUAAAUUAAACAAUUUUAUCUAAAGUAAUAAAUAAACACAGAUUGUAAAACCUUGCAUUUAUUGGUUGAAUAUGUACUGCAGGAGUAUUUUGUGUAUAAUAUAAGCAUAGUAAGUAGACUAAUAGAAUAAUUGACUAGUCAUGGUUAAUAAAAUCAUGAUAUAAAUGGUAAAAAAUAUUUUUUGGUAUAUGUAAUGAAAGUAAAAGAGUCCUCAAAAAUCAAAUAAAAGACUGCCUUUUAAUAAAGUAUUUGAAAUUUA
Messenger RNA from Pieris brassicae (large cabbage white), 1634 nucleotides. RefSeq names its product cyclin-C (gene CycC). Gene Ontology annotation, molecular function: cyclin-dependent protein serine/threonine kinase regulator activity. Bases 305 to 1111 code for a protein of 268 amino acids. The transcript is spliced from 3 exons. Gene Ontology annotation, cellular component: nucleus; mediator complex. Gene Ontology annotation, biological process: positive regulation of transcription by RNA polymerase II. The record is from RefSeq and is a predicted model, not a curated record. NCBI's taxonomy places the organism in Eukaryota, Metazoa, Arthropoda, Insecta, Lepidoptera, Pieridae.